AUGGAUAAUACAAACAACACUUCUUUUUGCUACGACAAUAACAACAACAACAAAGUAAAACAAGAUAAUAAUACUAGUAGUUAUUAUUAUGUUGAUGAUCAUGGUUCUCAUAUGAUGAUGAUGAUGGGUUCAUCAUAUUCAUGGCCACCAAGGUCAUACACAUGCAGUUUUCGCAAGAGGGAGUUUAGAUCUGCUCAAGCACUUGGAGGACAUAUGAAUGUCCAUAGAAGAGAUAGAGCUCAACUAGUAUUCAGGCUACGAACACUUAAUCAUUUCCCCAUGAGACCUAAUAAUCUUCCUAUUAUUAUCUCUAAUAAUAAUAAUACUAAUACCAUUAAUCUUAAUCUUCCUCCAUCAACACCAUCUACACCCAUUAGAAGAUUGACGAUUAAAGUAGCAGACACUGAUACUGACAAGGUUUCAAUUGUGUAA
Messenger RNA from Spinacia oleracea (spinach), 432 nucleotides. Its product is annotated as zinc finger protein 11-like. Bases 1 to 432 code for a protein of 143 amino acids. The record is from RefSeq and is a predicted model, not a curated record. The transcript has a single exon. Lineage: Eukaryota; Viridiplantae; Streptophyta; Magnoliopsida; Caryophyllales; Amaranthaceae.